UUAUUAUUAGUCGUAAUUCUGUGGAAUUAGGUAGUGUUAAACCACUGGUUUUAAGACAUUUGUGAGGAUUUCCUUUUAUGCUUACUUGUUUGAAAAAAAUCUUUCCAAGUGAAAUUUUUCUGCUCUAUAGGCAAAUAAUUUUACUUUCCUUUUUUCAAAGUCCAAUUUUUGCAGUGCAAUUGCAACUGUUCCGGACUAAACUAUUGUUAUCGUUUGCCGUUGGCCGUCUAAGGCGUGUCACUUUAAUUUUAUGUAAAAGUCUCGACGUUGGAAAGAAAGUCUGCUCCCCGAAGAAGCGAUUCCGUGUUUUUGUUGGGUUAUUUCUGGUUCCAAUCUUGGCUCAGCAUUGGAAGCACUGGGCCGACGAGCGUCGGGGUGGCUCAACCAGCUCGACGACUGUGCCGCGUCGUUAGCAUUUUUGUGGGUGUAUAACCUCUUCGUCUUGUUCCGCUCCUCAGACUCACUUCCAGAUUCCCGAGAGCACUACCAGCGUGCCCAACGAUGGCGUCCUACACCGCCUACAGCGGCUACACCAAGCCGCCGCUGUCUUACGCCGCCUCGUACUACGACGGGAACCAGCCCAACACGGCGCCCUACACGGCGCCCUACACGGCCUACUCGGACUACUCGGACUACAAGGACUCGGUCUACGAGGAAAAGAAGAUCAUCGAGAAGAGGAAGCGCAAGUACGCCAUUUGCUGCGAGGUGGUGGCCCUGAUCAUCGGCUUCAUCGGACUCAUCGGCGUGGCGGCGGUUACGGGCCUGCCCAUGUGGAGGGUGACGGCCUUCAUCGAGGAGAACAUCAUCGUGAUGGAGACGCGGUGGGAGGGCUUGUGGAUGAACUGCUACAGGCAAGCCAACAUCAGGAUGCAGUGCAAGGUGUACGACUCGCUGCUCUUCCUGCCGCCCGACCUGCAGGCGGCUCGCGGCCUCAUGUGCGCCUCGGUGGCCAUCACCGUCUUCGCCCUCGUCACCUCGGCCGUGGGCAUGAAGUGCACCAAGGUGGUGGACCACCGCGCUCGCACCAAGCACAUCGUCCUGGUGGCCGGGGGCUCCCUCUUCCUGCUGGCCUGCCUCACCACGCUGAUCCCCGUGUCCUGGACGGGCCACAGGAUCAUCCAGGAGUUCUACAACCCGUUGCUGAUCGACGCCCAGCGGCGGGAGCUGGGCGAGGCUCUCUACAUCGGGUGGGUGACUUCGGCCUUGCUCUUCGCCGCCGGCGUGAUCCUGCUGUGUCGUCACGCCCCGCGCACCCAGGAACCCGAACAGAGGGUCAUAUACAACCCCGCCUCAUACGCCUAUCAACCCGGAUCCGCGUACCAGCCGCCGAGCAACUACCAGCCAGCGUACACCUACCAACCUGCCUACUCCGCACCCCCACCAGGCUCUGUAGCCUACACGCCAGUCCAGUACUAGUGAAGGAAACAGCUCAGAAAGUGUGAUUAUUUUGUUUGUGCUUGACAAAAGAUGCGGCAUUCUAAUUUAAACUGACUUGGAAAAGGCUGAAAACUAAAAGCAUUUCAGAGUCUAUAAUUUUCUCUGGAACUGAUUGAUUUAAUAACCUGCUCAAAAUGAGCAUUAGUGCCUUUGUGUACUAUAAUGAUAAUGCUUUUCGAUUGUAUACUGUACAUAGACUUUUCUUGCCAGGCUCUGUUGAAAUCCUCUUUGAUUACAUUAUUAUGCACUGAGUCUUUUUUCAGAGGUCAUGCAACACCUCCAGAAGAUUUCUUUUUUCAACUGUUGAGGAUUUACGAAUUGUACAUAGUUGA
Messenger RNA from Syngnathoides biaculeatus (alligator pipefish), 1769 nucleotides. It is a transcript of the gene cldn8.2, whose product is annotated as claudin 8.2. Gene Ontology annotation, biological process: cell adhesion; bicellular tight junction assembly. Gene Ontology annotation, molecular function: structural molecule activity. Bases 502 to 1416 code for a protein of 304 amino acids. Lineage: Eukaryota; Metazoa; Chordata; Actinopteri; Syngnathiformes; Syngnathidae. The record is from RefSeq and is a predicted model, not a curated record. The transcript has a single exon. Gene Ontology annotation, cellular component: plasma membrane; bicellular tight junction.